Messenger RNA from Gossypium arboreum, 1791 nucleotides. RefSeq names its product aromatic aminotransferase ISS1. The transcript is spliced from 10 exons. Lineage: Eukaryota; Viridiplantae; Streptophyta; Magnoliopsida; Malvales; Malvaceae. Gene Ontology annotation, biological process: biosynthetic process. Bases 416 to 1600 code for a protein of 394 amino acids. The record is from RefSeq and is a predicted model, not a curated record. Gene Ontology annotation, molecular function: catalytic activity; pyridoxal phosphate binding.
UUUAAGUGAUUGCAUGUUUGAGGGAAGCUUCAAAGAAAGUUAAAAAAAAAAUUAUUUUAACCGAAGAGUAAAAUGAAUUUAUUUAUUUUUGGUUUGGUUUGGUUUGGUUAGAGUGUGAAAACAGUGAAAGAGACAAAAGCAGAAGUCAAGAAACGCACAAAAGCAGCUUAGUAUUAGUAGGAGAAGCGGAGAAGUAACCAAACCAAAGAAAGAAAAGCGUUUUUCCUCUAGGCUUUUUGUCUUUUUCUCCUUCUCAAGAGUGAUUCAGAAGCGACUUGGUUGGCCUUUUUCUCUCUAAAUAUUUGCAACUUUAUCACUAAUUUAAUAAUGUCUUAGAUAACUAGUUGCCGUGGGGUUGUUGAGUUUGUGCCUGAUUCAACCUUGCACCUUGGGGGGAAAGAAGAGUUUUCAGAAGAUGGGUUCUUAUGGAAUGCUUGCCAGAAGGAUUGUGGAGACUGAAAUGCCAAUCAUGGUUCAGAUACAGCAAUUGAUCCGAGGAGCGAAAAAUGCUGUGUCACUCGCUCAGGGAGUGGUUUACUGGAAACCACCCAAACAGGCAUUGGAUAAGGUUAAAGCACUUGUAGAGGAGCCUUCAGUUAGUUGUUAUGGUGCUGAUGAAGGUCUUCCUGAACUUAGAGAAGCAUUGAUAAGAAAGUUACGUCAGGAGAACAAUUUGCAGAGGUCUUCGGUGAUGGUCACUGCAGGAGCAAAUCAGGCAUUUGUGAAUCUUGUUCUAACACUGUGUGAUGCGGGGGACUCGGUUGUCAUGUUUGCUCCAUACUAUUUCAAUUCCUACAUGUCCUUCCAGAUGACAGGUGUCACUAAGAUAUUAGUAGGUCCUGGUUAUCCAAAGACUCUUUAUCCAGAUGCAGACUGGUUGGAAAGGACAUUGCUGGAAACCAAGCCUGUCCCAAAGCUUGUUACUGUUGUUAAUCCUGGCAACCCAUCUGGAACCUACAUUCCUGAGCCGCUACUUAAGAGGAUCUCAGAUAUAUGCAAAAAUGCUGGUUGCUGGCUGGUUGUAGAUAAUACAUAUGAGUAUUUUAUGUAUGAUGGUCUGAAACACUCGUGCGUGGAAGGAGAUCACAUAGUCAACAUCUUUUCUUUCUCCAAAGCCUAUGGAAUGAUGGGAUGGCGCGUUGGAUAUAUUGCAUACCCCACAGAAGUGGAGGGCCUUGCAACUCAACUUCUCAAGGUUCAAGACAACAUACCAAUCUGCGCUUCGUUAAUUUCUCAGCGACUAGCUCUUCACUCAUUAGAAGUGGGACCUGAAUGGGUUCGCGAACAAGUCAAAGAUCUCGUGAAGAAUCGAGAAAUAGUUAUAGAAGCACUGUCACCAUUGGGUGAAGGUACUGUGCAGGGUGGAGAAGGCGCAAUUUACUUAUGGGCGACGCUACCAGAGAAAUGCAUGGAUGAUGUGAAGGUGGUUCACUGGCUUGCCCACAGGCAUGGGGUGGUUGUGAUCCCAGGGAGUGCAUGUGGGUCCCCGGGGCAUUUGAGGAUUUCCUUUGGUGGGCUCAUGGAAAAUGACUGUAGAGCAGCUGCACAGAGGCUGAAGACAGGAUUAGAAGAAUUGGUAAAACAUGGAUUGGUGCAGUAAAAUCUGUAAUUUUACAUUGAUUUGAAUAUACAGAAUUUGUGCUCCCGUUUUCUUUGAAUAAUUGAACAUUCUAAGUUGCUCAGAAUUGGAGCUGCAGUUUCAGCUCUGUAUAUUGGAAAAAGCACUUCCAUAGAUGCAUGUAUAAAUUUCCUUACAUUGAUAUUUAAUACAUGCAAUUACUUUUUAACAUA